UUACAAACAGAUAAGGAUGGGAUGCUCAUAUUUGGGUGAUGUAACCUAUACGAGUAACACUAUUCUUCUUUAUUUGUCAGUGAUCAAGAAAAAGAUAUACUGUCGUUAGCAAAAUAGUAGUGAAGUUGAUUAAGCAGAUUAUAUCAAAAUAGGAGUAUUAGCCCACAAUUUAGAAGCCGCAAAUGAAAUUCAAAAUGAUUUAGAUGAAAUACAACAUUGGGCAGGUGACAAAUACUUGAUUUUGCAUGCAGGUAGAACAAACACAAAACUAUGCAAAACGGGAAACAGAGAUAGAAGAGACUACUUAUGAAAAAGACAUUGGUGUUUAUGUUGAGCAUUAAGCGAAAUGUUAAGCUGUAUAGUUAAAAACCUACAGUUAAAUCAAAGGAUGUUAUGUUAAAAUUUUACCAUUUUUACAUAAAAUGUUAAAAUAUUUACAAUGCACACUGUAUUUUACUACAAUAGCUCCAGUCCACCACGUUUGGGUGUGUGUGAACCAGCAUUGGUGGGCAUAUUAACUGCAGUGGGCUGUCCGAUCCACAGGGGGGAGUCCUGCUCUCAUUUCACUUAACACUGGUCUGAUAAGCAGCUGUACUCUGGCACGGACUUCGCUUUUUAUACAUGUUAUUGUUUUCAGAUUCACAAGCUUCAGGCAACACCCACAGGACCGACUGGGAGAUCCUCUGAGGAGAGGGAAAGAACUUCCUGCUGUUCAUGGUGUUUUCCCUGGCUGUCCAGGGGCCACUGUCCAACACCCUGCAGAACUUCGACCGGGCAGCGGACAGUGUGGCCUGUGGGGCAGAGCUGGCGAUGAACCAGACCAGGGAGCUGGUACAGAGAGCCACCACACCCCUGCUGCCUGUGUUGAACAAGGUGAAAGCCAUAAUGAGGAAUGCCAGGCACGUGGCUGAUAGGGUGAGCAGGUUCAUCCGGACCCUCAUAGACUCUGUCAGGCAUGUGGCCCGUGUCCUGAGGAAUACCUUUCACUUCCUGGUCAAUAUCGGCGAGGUGUGCAAUGAGGAGCUGGGCACACCCUACAGGAAGUGCAUCAAGAUAUUUGAUGAUGCUCAGAAUAACUGCAUGGAGCUGCUGUCCAUCUUCUCCUUCCUGUGCUACAUCUUGGACAUCUUCAGACCCCUCUGUGGGCUAGCACACAUUGUCCGGUGGUUCUGUGUCAUCCCCUCCUAUGUCAUGAGCUGCGUCAAAGCCAGAAUCUCUUCUCCCACCAUCAGCGCCUUCAAGAAGAUGCAGCAAGAGUUUGAGUUCAACAUCUCAGCCUCGACCCAUUUGGCCACUCACCUUAACAGCAGCCAGUCCAUUCAGCAACUGGCCCACAGCAUCAUGGGAGAUGUGACAGUGGAACUGUACCGCUUCCAGGAGUUUGUGGGCCUUUUUGGCUAUGUGGGUGUUGUCCUGCUGCUGCUCAUGUACUUGCAGGCACUCUUGUACAAGAAUAGGUACCUCUUCCAGGAUGACUUUGACAAUGUGUACAUCACCAGGCAGUUUGUGGAGAUAGACAUGAUGAGGGCGCGUCAGGGCAAGACUACACUGCUUCCUCUCAGCCGUGAGGAAGUCGGGAGCUACAUCACACCCUAUUCCCUCCAUCUGACCAAGAAAGAGAGACAAGCCUAUGCUCUGGACAUUGUCAGCAUCUUCAGACACAUGUUGAUAGGCUUCCUGGUGGUAGUGAUGGACUUUCUCACCUUCUGGGUGCUGGACAUGGUACGACACCUGGCCCAGGGCGAGGUGGUCGCCAGGGCCCCAAUGCUGAUUGCCAUGGAAGUGAAUGGCUCUGGCUACGCCUCUGACAUCUUCAAGGACAUUGUGGCCUCCUUUGACAUCCUACAGAAGACCAACAUCAGUGUCCUCAGCAAGAAGUGCCUGAUUCAGCCUUCCAAGCCUGACUACAUGGGUUACCUGUUCAUAGGGCUUCUCUACGGCCUGUCCUUCUUCAUUGUCAUUGCCGGGAGCUAUGUCACCCGCCUACGGAGAUUCAUCUGCGCCAGUUACUACCCAGAUCGAGAACGGGAGAGGACAUGUUUCCUGUACAACCGGAUCCUAUGUCAGCGUGUGUCCCUGGGCACAGCUCUCCUGCGAUCAGUCCAGAGGAAGUCAGUGGACAAAGGUCAUUCCAGCCUCCUGCUCAUACUGGCUGCCCAUAUCCCAGGAUUCUCUAGGAUAGCAGGGCUCUUGGGGGCGACACAGAGGUGCUGUCUGGCUUGCGGGAAGAUUGCAGAAGGGAUGCUACCCAUGGAGUUUGUCCCCUGUGUCACUCCUCAGUGCAAAGGUCUGUACUGCAGGCAGUGCUUCAGCAGUCUGGACAACAUCUGCUCCUUGUGUAUGAGGCUCCUAACCUUCCCAGAAAACCAUGAAGAAGAGCUGGACUCCAGCGACGAGGAGACAGUAGGGCUGUGGACUUCUGCCCUGAAGAGCCUGAGGCACUCAGAGCUGCAGCACAGGGGCCGCCUGAGGAAGCUUCUGAAACAGAGGAUAAAGCAGGCCCUGAGGAAAAGGAGAGUGGAGUCUGAGAAGGAGGGCCAGCCUAUUGCAGGAGAGCCAUCCUGCCUGGGACAGCAGCAGAGUGAGAGUGACACCAGCAGUAACAUCAGCAGCCAGGAAAGCCACCAUCACAGUGACCUGGACUUCAGCUAUCAAGAGAGGGAAGAGUGGAACAGCUCUGACACCAGUACCCCUAACCCCCAGGCCUUCCUGGAGCACUGCCAGAGCCAAGACCAGGUCAGCCUGUGGGACCUGACCGACAGGUCCACUGGGGACAGUGAGGACAGCCAGAAUGGUCAUCUGCAGAAGGUCACUGCCCUUAACCCUGUAGCACCAGCACUGAGCACCACGUCACAGCCAGUACAGGAGCUGGCUGGGACUCAGGGAAGCUUGCUGGACAGCCCUGAGCCACUGUUGGACACUGGUCCUUAAACACUGCCCAGCAUGAGAGCUGGAGAUUCACAUGGAACAUUACUAACUUCACUAGCAUUAACAGAAACUGUCAAGUCUUUUCAAUAAUGACUAACGGCGUCCAGUAUUCUCCUUUUAUAUUCUCCCAAAGUGAUCAUCCCACAGCACUGUUUCAAUCUCAAAAGCAGGCAGUGAUAAUUUAAAUCCCUUUUACCAGCUCCUCCAAAAAUAAUUUGUAAAUGACAGUGCCAACUGUAUAGAUCUCUGAUUUCUCAUUUGUCUAUACAGUAUAGCCCGAGCAGCUUCUGCAGGAGAUCACUGGUGAGAAGAUUAAUGAUUAAGAGCAGGAGUUUUUAAAGUGGUUUUACUGCAGCCCUACACCCCUUUGGAUCUGAAAAUAUGUUCUCACACCCCUUACAAAAAUUGCUAAAGCAGGUCAGUUUUUUAAACCUGAGAUAUAUCACCACAGACUGAAAGAGAAAGAAUUAUAUAUUUAUU
Lepisosteus oculatus (spotted gar) is the source of this 3408-nucleotide messenger RNA. The record is from RefSeq and is a predicted model, not a curated record. Lineage: Eukaryota; Metazoa; Chordata; Actinopteri; Semionotiformes; Lepisosteidae.